Molecule: messenger RNA, 996 nt
Organism: Paramecium octaurelia
Lineage: Eukaryota; Ciliophora; Oligohymenophorea; Peniculida; Parameciidae
Source: the annotation of a GenBank genome assembly
UUAUCAUUGUUAGAAUUUGCUUUUGUAAUAAAUAGGUAUGGAAAAUUCUUAAAGAAUCUUGGAUAUUCAAAGUGAGAAACAAAUAAAGCUGAUCGACCUAUAGAAUUAACUUCUUGCGAAGGACAAUCAAAUAGUUGAAUUAAAUGAAUAGUUAUAGAGUUGGCUAUAGAAAAAAAGAUUGAGAACUAAAAUAGUAUUAGUUUAAACCUAUAAAAGCCAAUAUCAAUAUAGAAUGAAUAUUUGUCCUUUUAGAACUAAUUGGAAGCAAUGUACAAAAUGCUCAUCAAAUACCACGAAGAAAAUAGAAUACAAAAGUAAGAGAAUAAGAAAUUGUAAAUGAUCAUAGAUAUAGUAAAGAAUAAUAAAACUGAAGAUAACAAUAAAUAGCUAAAUGAAUAGAGUCCAUAAUUGAAUGAAUCCAGCUUUGUUGACUUUUUGCCUGCUUAGAUAUCCACAACACAGAAUCAUUAAAUUCCAAUUCCAAAAUUAAAUCUAGGAAAGGCAUAAAAAAUAUAGUAGUUGACAGUUGAAAAAUAAUUGGAGUAAGAAGAAUAAUAAAUUCAAUUGGAUAAAGUAUUACAAAUGGAUCAGAAAUUCUUGAUUACAAACAAAUCAUCAACUCCUUAAAAUAAAAACGGAUAUUACAUUAAUCCUAAUAAGUUACUAAUCCAACUUACGUCUUUUGCUGAUUAAAAUAAAACUCUCUAAAAAGAAUUAAAUUAAUGCAAGACAAAAUUGUAGGAUGAAUUACUUCUAAACAAAGCUUUGGAAAGUUAGUUGGAGGAUAUGAAUAGAUAUGUCAGCGAAUUGGAAGGCACAAAUGAACUGUUGAUUAAAUCAUAAAUUGCUUUAGAAAACAAUUUUUAAAAAUUAAAAUAAUUUAUUAUUUAGGGCAAGAAAGAGCAAUAACUUAUCAAGCAUAAAUACAAUGUUUCUUUACAAAAUUUAACCUAAAUUAAUUAGUAAACAAAGAAAAGAUGUAAUUCUGAGUACUGA